AUGCAGUGGCUACUCUCGCUACUUGUCCUUGGGAUCUACUAUGGCGCCGUUCAGGCAUUGAGUAGCUCGGGCAGCAGGUUGCUCGUCAUCCAGGAGGAGGCGUCUGAGAAGCAGCUAUAUUCGACGUUCUGGGCCGAUCUUGAAAGCCGGGGAUAUUCGAUAACAUUUGCCGCCCCCAAGAAUGAAAGCCUAUCGCUGUUCAAACAUGGAGUGAGGUCCUAUGACCAUCUUAUGAUUCUCCCUACGAAAACAAAAGGACUUGGACCUGCCUUGACCCCCAAUACUCUCCUCAAUUUCCUUAAUGGAGAUGGGAAUAUUUUGUUGGCCCUUUCUGGAGGCUCCCCUGUCCCCAACGCCAUAUCAUCUCUCCUCCUCGAGCUAGACAUAAGCCUCUCUCCCGACCGUGCACCCGUUGUUGUUGACCAUUUUAAUUUCGAUACCCUUUCGUCAUCCGACUUCCAUGAUACCCUGCUUGUUGCUCAACCGAAACAACUGCGCUUAGACGUAAAGAAUCUAUUUGCUGGCCAUGGAAUUCUCGCUUUUCCAAAAUCCGCUGGCCAGGUUCUUGGAAAUGCAAGCCCAUUGCUUACUCCGAUUAUUCACGCUCCAUCGACCGCGUACUCUUACGACACUAAAGAGAUGGACGCUGCCGUAGAGGAUCCAUUUGCAACAGGCUCGCAGAUUUCUCUCGUUUCAGCAGUGCAGGCGAGAAAUUCUGCUCGUCUUACUAUCCUAGGUUCUCUUCAGAGCUUAGAGGACAAAUGGUUCUCUGCUACCGUUAAAGGACCAAAUGAUGGUAAAGAAAGCAAAACGGGGAACAGAGAGUUCGCCAAAAGGCUCACUGCUUGGACGUUCAAGGAAACCGGUGUUAUCAAAGUUGGAAAGGUACAGCAUUAUUUGAGCGAGUCAGACGCUACGGCGCCUGCUCUCACGAAUGCUACGAACCCCACAAUCUACCGGAUCAAAAAUAAAGUGACCUUCAACAUCGAGCUUUCAGAGCACGAUAACGACCACUGGAUUCCCUUUGAAGUUCCAAAAAACGAUCAACUGCAACUUGAAUUCACAAUGCUCUCCCCUUUCCACCGAUUAAACCUAAAGCCUGUUUCCAAAACAGCCACGGGUGCAAUCUACGGCACCACGUUUGUCCUCCCUGAUCAACACGGCAUUUUCUCAUUCAGGGUGAACUAUAAACGGCCCUUCCUCACCAACGUGUACGAGAAGCAUGAGAUUACGGUUCGUCAUUUUGCCCACGACGAGUGGCCACGCAGCUGGACCAUCACUGGCGGUUGGGUGUGGAUUGCUGGGUUGUGGUCGGUUAUUGGAGGGUUCCUGGCUUUUACCAUGCUGUGGUUGUACUCGGCUCCGCCGAAACAAGAGAAUGGAGAGAAAAAAGAACAGUAG
Molecule: messenger RNA, 1401 nt
Organism: Ophidiomyces ophidiicola
Lineage: Eukaryota; Fungi; Ascomycota; Eurotiomycetes; Onygenales; Onygenaceae
Gene: WBP1
Product: oligosaccharyl transferase glycoprotein complex, beta subunit
Exons: 4
Coding region: 1-1401 (466 amino acids)
Cellular component (GO): oligosaccharyltransferase complex; endoplasmic reticulum membrane
Source: RefSeq, a predicted model, not a curated record